Erinaceus europaeus (western European hedgehog) is the source of this 6943-nucleotide messenger RNA. It is a transcript of the gene PXDN, whose product is annotated as peroxidasin. NCBI's taxonomy places the organism in Eukaryota, Metazoa, Chordata, Mammalia, Eulipotyphla, Erinaceidae. Gene Ontology annotation, biological process: response to oxidative stress. Bases 152 to 4606 code for a protein of 1484 amino acids. The record is from RefSeq and is a predicted model, not a curated record. Gene Ontology annotation, molecular function: peroxidase activity; protein binding; heme binding. The transcript has 23 exons.
GCACAGCUGGCGUCCCCCCCGCCCCAGGCUCACAGCUGGGACCUGGGCCGCGGCCAGGCGGGCGGGCGCAGUCGCUAGCGGGUCUUGGAUUCACCGGCCCUCCGCUCGCUCCUGCGCCCCAGCGCCUCGGCCUCCGUCCGCGCCGAGGGCCAUGGCCGCGCGCCCCGCGGGUCCCGCGCACCGCUGGCUGCGGGCGCUCAUGCUGUGCUGUGCCCUGGGGGUUCUGGGCGCUCUCUCUCAGAAGCCUGGCGCCGGCUGUCCCAGCCGCUGCCUGUGUUUCCGCACCACCGUUCGCUGCAUGCAUCUGCUGCUGGAGGCCGUGCCCGCCGUGGCCCCGCAGACCUCCAUCCUGGAUCUUCGCUUUAACAGAAUCAGAGAGAUCCAGCCUGGAGCAUUCAGGAAGCUGAGAAACUUGAAUACACUGCUUCUCAACAAUAAUCAGAUCAAGAGUAUCCCCAGAGGAGCUUUUGAAGACUUGGAGAAUUUAAAAUAUCUCUAUUUGUACAAGAAUGAGAUCCAGUCAAUUGACAGGCAAGCGUUUAAGGGACUUGCCUCUCUAGAACAACUAUACCUGCACUUUAAUCAGAUAGAAACUUUGGACCCAGAGUCAUUUCAGCACUUACCAAAACUAGAACGACUGUUUUUGCAUAACAACCGAAUUACACAUUUGGUUCCAGGAACAUUUAAUCACUUGGAGUCUAUGAAAAGAUUGAGGCUGGACUCUAAUGCACUUCACUGUGACUGUGAGAUCCUGUGGCUGGCAGAAUUGCUGAAAACCUAUGCCCAAUCAGGGAACGCACAAGCAGCAGCCACCUGUGAAUACCCUAGACGCAUCCAGGGCCGGUCAGUGGCCACCAUCACCCCAGAGGAGCUGAACUGUGAAAGGCCCCGGAUCACGUCUGAACCCCAGGAUGCAGAUGUCACCUCAGGGAAUACUGUGUUCUUCACUUGUAGAGCAGAAGGCAACCCCAAACCUGAGAUCAUCUGGCUCCGAAACAAUAAUGAGCUGAGCAUGAAGGCAGACUCCCGCUUAAACCUGUUGGAUGAUGGCACUCUGAUGAUCCAGAACACGCAGGAGACAGACCAGGGGAUUUACCAGUGCAUGGCAAAAAAUGUGGCUGGAGAGGUGAAAACGCAUGAGGUGACCCUCAGGUACUUCGGGUCCCCAGCACGGCCCGCUUUUGUAAUCCAGCCACAGAACACAGAAGUGCUGGUUGGGGAGAGUGUCACACUAGAGUGCAGUGCCACAGGCCACCCUACGCCACGCAUCACUUGGACAAAGGGUGACCGUACACCUGUGCCUAUUGAUCCACGCAUCAGCAUUACGCCGUCUGGUGGCCUGUACAUACAGAAUGUCGUGCAGGAAGACAGUGGGGAGUACAUAUGCUUUGCAACCAACAGUAUUGAUAGCAUUCAAGCCACAGCCUUUAUCAUUGUCCAAGCUCUUCCCGAGUUCACUGUGACUCCUCAGGACAGAGUUGUUAUCGAGGGUCAGACAGUUGAUUUCCAUUGUGAAGCAAAAGGGUACCCACAGCCAGUCAUUGCCUGGACAAAAGGAGGGAGCCAGCUGUCUGUGGACAGACGCCACCUGGUGUUGUCAUCAGGAACACUCAGGAUCUCAAGUGUCGCCCUCCAUGACCAGGGCCAGUACGAGUGCCAGGCUGUCAACAUCAUCGGCUCACAGAGGGUUGUGGUCCACUUGACGGUGCAGCCCAGAGUCACCCCAGUGUUUGCCAGCAUCCCGACCGACAUGACAGUGGAAGUGGGUACCAACGUGCAGCUCCCAUGCAGCUCACAGGGGGAGCCUGAGCCAGCCAUCACCUGGAACAAGGAUGGGGUUCAGGUGACAGAAAGUGGAAAAUUUCACAUCAGCCAUGAGGGAUUCUUGACUAUCAACGAUGUUGGGCCUGCCGACGCGGGCCGCUAUGAGUGUGUAGCCAGGAACACAAUCGGGCAGGCUUCUGUCAGCAUGGUGCUCAGUGUAAACGUGCCUGAUGUCAGUCGAAAUGGGGAUCCAUUUGUAGCCACAUCAAUUGUUGAAGCAAUUGCUACAGUGGAUAGAGCUAUAAACUCGACCCGGACACAUCUGUUUGACAGCCGUCCCCGCUCUCCAAACGAUUUACUGGCCUUGUUUCGGUACCCAAGGGAUCCUUACACCGUGGAGCAGGCUCGGGCAGGAGAGAUAUUUGAACGAACGUUGCAGCUGAUUCAGGAGCACGUGCAGCAUGGCCUGAUGGUGGACUUGAAUGGGACAAGUUACCACUACAACGACCUUGUGUCCCCUCAGUACCUGAGCCUGAUCGCCAACCUCUCGGGCUGCACAGCCCACCGACGGGUAAACAACUGCUCAGACAUGUGCUUCCAUCAAAAGUACCGGACCCACGAUGGCACCUGCAACAACCUCCAGCACCCAAUGUGGGGAGCCUCUCUGACUGCCUUCGAGCGCCUGCUCAAGUCUGUGUAUGAGAACGGGUUCAACACCCCUCGGGGCAUCAACCCCGGCCGGCUGUACAAUGGCUACGCGCUGCCCAUGCCACGCCUGGUGUCUACCUCGCUCAUUGGCACCGAGGCCAUCACCCCUGACGCGCAGUUCACGCACAUGCUGAUGCAGUGGGGCCAGUUUCUGGACCACGACCUGGACUCCACGGUGGUGGCGCUGAGCCAAGCCCGCUUCUCCGACGGGCAACAUUGCAGCUCCGUGUGCAGCAAUGACCCCCCCUGCUUCUCUGUGGCCAUCCCUCCCAACGACCCUCGCGUCCGGAAUGGGGCACGCUGCAUGUUCUUCGUUCGCUCCAGCCCAGUGUGCGGCAGUGGGAUGACCUCGCUGCUCAUGAACUCUGUGUACCCUCGAGAGCAGAUCAACCAGCUCACCUCCUACAUCGACGCCUCCAAUGUGUACGGGAGCACCGACCAUGAGGCCCGCGCCAUCCGGGACCUGGCCAGCCACCGGGGCCUGCUGCGCCAGGGCAUUGUGCAGCGCUCGGGCAAACCCCUGUUACCCUUUGCCACCGGGCCGCCCACGGAAUGCAUGCGGGACGAGAACGAGAGCCCCAUCCCCUGCUUCCUAGCCGGAGACCACCGUGCCAACGAGCAACUGGGCCUCACCAGCAUGCACACACUGUGGUUCCGGGAGCACAACCGCGUGGCGGCCGAGCUGCUGGCCCUGAAUCCCCACUGGGAUGGGGACACCAUCUACCACGAGGCCAGGAAGAUAGUGGGAGCACAGAUGCAGCACAUCACCUACCAGCACUGGCUCCCCAAGAUCCUGGGAGAGGUGGGGAUGAAGAUGCUAGGAGAGUACCGAGGCUAUGAGCCCAGUGUCAAUGCCGGCAUCUUCAACGCCUUCGCCACGGCCGCCUUCAGGUUUGGACACACGCUCAUCAACCCCGUGCUCUACCGGCUGGACGAGCACUUUGAGCCCAUAGCCCAGGGCCAUGUGCCCCUGCACAAGGCCUUCUUCUCGCCGUUCCGCAUCGUGAACGAGGGCGGCAUCGACCCGCUCCUGCGGGGCCUGUUCGGCGUGGCAGGGAAGAUGCGGGUGCCCACGCAGCUGCUCAACACCGAGCUGACCGAGCGCCUCUUCUCCAUGGCGCACACGGUAGCCCUGGAUCUGGCCGCCAUCAACAUCCAGCGCGGCAGGGACCACGGCAUCCCGCCCUACCAUGACUACCGCGUCUACUGCAACCUGUCCUCCGCCCACACGUUCGAUGACCUGAAAAACGAGAUCAAGAACCCCGAGAUUCGGGAUAAACUGAGGCGGUUAUAUGGCUCCCCACUGAACAUUGACUUGUUCCCUGCCCUCAUGGUAGAAGACCUGGUUCCUGGCAGCCGUCUGGGACCCACUUUAAUGUGCCUGCUGAGCACACAGUUCAAACGUUUACGAGAUGGAGACAGGUUGUGGUAUGAAAACCCGGGGGUGUUCUCCCCCGCCCAGUUAACACAGAUCAAGCAGACGUCCCUGGCCAGGAUCCUCUGUGACAACUCAGACAACAUCACACGUGUGCAGAGGGACGUGUUCCGAGUGGCAGAGUUCCCACAUGGAUACAGCAGCUGUGAUGAGAUCCCCAGGGUAGACCUGAGGGUGUGGCAGGACUGCUGUGAAGACUGUAGGACGAGGGGCCAGUUCAAUGCAUUUUCCUACCAUUUCCGAGGCAAGCGGUCCCUUGAAUUCAGCUACCAGGAGGAAGAGCCCAUCAAGGAAACAGAGUCAGAGCAGAUGAUGAGUACAACUGCACGCGGAGUGGUGAAACACAGUAAACGCCCCAGCAAUGCUACAUCCACUUCCUGUGAGCACUCAAAUGUGCCAGAGGCAAAUGACUUCAAGGAAUUUACUCUGAAAGUACAGGAGAUCAUUACAGGCCUCAGGAAACAGAUAAAGAAUCUUGAAUCACGUCUCAGCACCUCCGAGUGCACUGAUUCAGAAGGCAAGACAUAUGCCAACAGGGACAAGUGGAAGAAGGAUGCGUGCACUGCUUGUGAAUGCCACAAUGGACACAUCACCUGCUUUGUGGAAGCCUGCCAGCCAGCUAACUGCCUGACACCAGUAAAGACGGAGGGAGUGUGUUGUCCAGCCUGUCUAAAGUCCAGUCCGGAAAAUAAGCCAUAGGCUUUUCAUUGUUCCUCGGAGCAUCUCACGUCAUCUCAGAUCAGAUGGCUGGUACAGGGAGCUGCAAUGGAAGAACCACCAUGACCUGGAUAUUGCACACUACAGAGCCAGAGCUGUUUCAGAACAUAGCACAGGAGCCUUAGGAAGGAUUCACAGAGAGACCCCAGAGCACAUGCACAGGCAGGAUGCAGACAUGGGUCCUGACUUCAUGUUCAAUUCUCAGGUUUUAUUUAACUUUUCUAAUGAACAAUUGGUGCUACCAUUAAAUUGCACAGUCAAAUCAUUUAGGCUUCUAAAUUGAUUUCACCCACUGUCAUCAUUUCUUCUCAACUAGAAGUUCUGCUCAGUUCUGAUAACAGGUGUUUCGAAGCAUGUCAACACAAGGUAGGGCAGACGUUUGCCAGAGCCACCAGCAGGACCCACGCUACAGUUAAAAAGAAGUCAUUAUUUGGGCAGAGGAAUGACAUCUCUUAACUAGUGUUUGGGAUGACACUGCUUCAACAGGAAGCACAGGCUCCCUUCACCACAAUGUAACCUAUGACAACGCUCCCCUCUGGUUCUCUGCCCCAUCUCAGUCUGUGUACACUCCCUGCAGCUUCCUCUCAGCUCUUUGCCCCACAUGAUGGCAAGAUUACUAAGUCACAUUUAGAAAUAGGAUUGUUUUCAUGUGUAAGUUGCAUCCUUAUUGCCAAGUUGGGAAUCAAAUGUGAAAGUCCUUCAUUUCCUGCUGGAUGACACCUACUGAACCACCACCUGUAUUGCCCAAAUAGUCCCCAGCCAACACUCUACUCAUGUUCCUAAGGCACUGUUUUAGUCUGGAGAGCAUGGGAAAAAUCACAAUACUCCAGUUUCUUCUUUCCACAGGAAGGAUGCUAGCAUUGGGAACUUUCUAUUCAGGUUGUGUGAGUGCUUUAAAGAACAAACAUUAAUAAUCCCUUUACCUCAUUUGUAUUUUUAAUGCAUGAUGUUUAAUGAAAUUUUGCCCUGCAUUUAGAUGUUAGAUAUGGCAGAAAAAAAAUAUGUACUAUGCAAAAGUUCCUGUUAAAUUCAGUGAAAAGCAACUAUCAUACCUCAUGAUCUCUCUUUUUUAAUUGAACAGAAAUCUCCUGUUUUGCCUUAAAGAAAAAAUUAUUUAGUUCUUACAAAAGCAGUACCCUGAAUGUACAAGUUGAGUCCUACGUAUACUUCCUUGAGUGUCCACUGCAUGUCAACCAUCACAGGGUACCUUGGACAUGUAGGACUCUCCCUGCUCCCACUAAGGUCCAUCUAGGUGAAGGGAGGCCCAGGGGAAUAUGGGUAGUUUCAAUCCAAGGUGGAGAUGUCCAGGACUAGUGACUUCAUGUUGAGUCCAUAACUGGGGGAUGAGAGGAGGCUAAUCUCCAGGCAAAAUGGCAGGAAAUGGGCAGUUUGAAAGCCUGCUAUUAGUUCAGUGAGAGCUUUCUGGAGCAAGAAGAUUCCAGUGCUUCAUAAACCAAAUGGCCACCUCUGUCAGAUGGAGGUAACAGCCCAGCUGUGAGGAUCUUUGCAGUAGACUCCAAACACCACCAUCUUGAUUCUAAACAAUAAAUAGAAGCUGUUUUUUUUGUGUGUGUGGAAUAGUGGGGCUUCUUUUGAAUACCACACCAAGUCAAAUUUAAUUAGAUCUUGAAAUGAAUUUCUAUAAACUAGGAAAUGGAAUAUUUGGGGGGAGACAAAGCUGGGUAACUCUUGGGUCAACUUUUUCAUUCAUAUAGACAGGGGGAAAGAUAUCAUAGCACCAGAACUUCGCUUGGGUGUCAUGGCAGACCAUGUGAUGUCAGGACUAGAACCUGGGCUGCAAGCAUGACAAUGCACAUGCCUUACCUGGUGAGCUCUCUCUUAACCGCUAAAAUGAAAAAUUUUUGUCCACAAGUUCCGUAGCUAUACAAGUUGCUCAGGUAUGCAAAGAAAACAAACCCCACAUUCCAUAAGGGCCUGGGUAUCUCUCCUAGGUUCUUGGGGGUUGGCAUGUGGUCUCCUUGCAGAUCAAACCAGCAUGUGAGGUUAAACUGUGGUUUGGCUAAGUGUAAAAGGGGCUCUUCUCUAGGCCGAAGAUUUACAGUAAAAGUCCCUCAUUCCUGUUGAAAUGUUUGCAGAUUCACCAUGCUAUCAAAACAGUGGGCAGCUUCCUCUCAGCCACUGUAAGGUGAUUGCUGUAAUACGAAGCAAGUGUAUAUAUUUAUUUACUUUUCUAACUGUUGCCACCAACAAGUGCCUUUUUUAUGUUUAUUGUAAUCAAUACAUUACCAAAGAAGUGUUUGCACUAUCUAAUGAUGCCUUUCAGCUCAAAUAAAUGGGCCACGUUUUCCAAUGAACAAA